Bursaphelenchus okinawaensis is the source of this 1157-nucleotide messenger RNA. NCBI's taxonomy places the organism in Eukaryota, Metazoa, Nematoda, Chromadorea, Rhabditida, Aphelenchoididae. The record is from the annotation of a GenBank genome assembly.
AUGGCAGCUUCUUUUAUUUGUCGACGCUAUGUUCUUGAUGACAAUGGUAAGAAGGAUUGAAAUUAGUUGGUUUGAUUAGUUUAUAAGUACCUGUACUUAACAAACUAUACUUUUUAAAUUGAUCAAUCAACAAAACUAAUUUUUUAUAAAGUUCAUUAUGUCAAAGCUAACAUUUUAAUCUAAAAAUGAUUUUUUAGACUUGUCAGACGCCUUCGAUCUUUUGGAUAUGGACAAAGAUGGCAACUUGAGCCGUGCUGAAGUCGCUUGUCUUCUUCGUACUAUCAAUGUUGAUCCAAACAGAACUGAAUUGAACUUUAUCUUUCACGAAAUGGACAGAAAUGGUAUGUUUCUUCUUUUGGUACUUACAGUACAGUAAAAUUUUUCUAACAAGCUUUUCAAAUAACAAAAAAUUUUAAAUAUUUGCUCAAUAGUACACAGUGCACUUACAACUCCAGUGUAACGAAAUUCUUUUAUAACGAACAAGUGUAAAGGCAGUAAUCGAUUCGAUAUACAAAAGUUCCGCUAUUUCCAAAGAUGUCAAGGCUGAUAAGCUUAAAAACAGGCUGUUUUGUGACAUUUUGAAAACAUGUGUUACCAAGAAAACAUAGAAAAUGUAUGAAAACGUUGUGAAAUGCAUAUUUUUGUAGAGACCGGAAAGAUAAACAAGCACGACUUCUUGGAAUACAUGAAAUGCCCUCCCAUUCAUCAAUUGACCGUCGCUGAGUUAGAAAAGCAAUUCAAGGAACACGAUCGGGACAAUGAUGGGGCUAUCACCAAAGGUAAUUUGUACUGAUUUGUUACUGAAAAUAAUGUAGCUUUAUUUAAAAUUAGUUACAUAAAGAUAAAAAAGUCUUGUUGUCAAUUUAUAUUUAUUUGUACGACCAAAAACGACAAAACUUUUUUAAAUUACCUUUUGAAUAUGGAUUAUCUACGUAUUUUAACAAGGCAUUAAUAUUUUUAAAAAAUGAUGGAAAAUUUCCGUAUUUUACCGAACAUCAUAAUGUGUACCUCUAUAUUCAGGUGAACUAGCCGACAUUCUAACAAAAACGGCCGACAUUUCCAGCGGUGACAUUAUAGACUACAUGUUUGAAGAGACGGACAAAGAAAACACUGGGAAGAUCACCUACAAUCAAUUUAUUCAGCUUAUGAGGUCUUAA